AUGAAGCUCGGUCUGGAAGGUGCGAAGCAGGUUAAGAAGUUUUUCUAUCGCAUUCCAAUCACGGUGCUCCAGGAUACCGUGAAGUAUGAUUGUUUCACGAUUAGUAGUGAUGAGAACUUGCAAGUAAUGUUUCUUUGUCGGCGGCAGUUUCCGGAGGUGAGGACACCAGAGUUGUUGGCAAAGCUGGUUGAUGUGGUAUCCAGCUCAGGGGGUUCGAACCGGAAUACCAGCACUUUAGCUACGCCAGCCGGUUCUAGUUCCUGGCCUGCCGUUGGUUCUUCCUCCGUCCCUGUGUACCAGCCAGUGAUCCAACCUAUCGCCUCCCCGUCUUUUGCUGUUGAUCUCAAUGGCAGCGUAGGCGACGAGGUAGGUUCAAGGGAAAAUCUGCCGAACACUUUACUGGGCGUUGCACCGCUUGGUGUUGGAGACGGAUUGUUGGGUGAUGCAAAGGAGGAUGACGUCGAGCCGGAUAUGAUUGACGAUGUCAGCGGCGAUGAUAUUGGAGCGAGUGAGCCUGCAUUGGCGGAUAAAGAUGAGGCCCUGUUAAGUGUGAAGACUUACAGCAUCCGGCGAGGGGUACAGUACAAGGUAGUGGAGUCUGAUUAUCGCCGGUAUGUGGGCAAGUGUUCUGAGUUUGGGAAUGGGUGCACAUGGUUGAUUCGACUGAGUCUCCGGCAGUGCAAGGGCAUUUGGGAGGUCAAACGAUACAAUGGACCUCACACUUGUCUUGCCACCUCCAUCUCGAGUGACCACAGGAGUUUGGAUUAUCAUGUGAUAUCGGCAUUCAUUAUGCCAAUGGUUAGGGCUGAUGCAUCCGUCAGCAUCAAGGUGCUCCUGAAUGCCACGGCAGCACACUUUGGGUUUAGGGCGACUUACAGGAGGGUCUGGAUGGCGAAGCAGAAGGCUGUUGCCCUCAUCUACGGUGACUGGGAUGAGUCAUACAACGAGCUGCCCAGGUGGUGUUGGGAGUCCAGUUGA
Messenger RNA from Arachis stenosperma, 978 nucleotides. RefSeq lists its product as uncharacterized. The record is from RefSeq and is a predicted model, not a curated record. Bases 1 to 978 code for a protein of 325 amino acids. Lineage: Eukaryota; Viridiplantae; Streptophyta; Magnoliopsida; Fabales; Fabaceae. The transcript has 2 exons.